Cyphellophora europaea CBS 101466 is the source of this 1896-nucleotide messenger RNA. RefSeq lists its product as uncharacterized. The record is from RefSeq and is a predicted model, not a curated record. Lineage: Eukaryota; Fungi; Ascomycota; Eurotiomycetes; Chaetothyriales; Cyphellophoraceae. The transcript has a single exon. The coding region runs from base 1 to 1896 and encodes 631 amino acids.
AUGAGUGCGCGACGCCGGCCUUUAUCCUUCGAGGAGGCGAGGAUCGACCCCCGUCAUGACGCUGUUCUCGGGCACAACGAGCUCGGUUACAACGCGGCCCUUAGGCCAGGGCAGCGAUCGCUGGCAUCCAGGGACGAUGUCAGCUCCAUGGUAAAGUCACCGUCAAAACGGAGACUUGGCAAGUCUAUCAAGCGUUUUACUUCUCAGCUCCUCAUGGCGGGGCGCAAGGCACCGUCUCGUGUUAAGACUUUCGAUACACAGCUGCUGCCUGGCGCCGUUCGAAUUCCCCCCCAAUACCUCGAGAAUUCCAAUCUCAUGAGGUGGCCUGGUGAGUCUGACACGACUCAAGCAACUGCCAAUCCCCCACGAUCCAAAAUCAUCAAUCGUCUUCCCUUGCCGUCAAACUCUACGUUGAAACCCAAGUCUGAGGAUAUUCCUGAAGCCCAAGACUACAGACAGCGUGGGAAUGUCCCCAUUAGUAAGUAUCCGUCAAGGCAGUUGCACCCUGAGCCACAGCAUUUCCUCUCCGAGUCGCCGCCUCUGCCUCGGGCCAGUCCUAUCCUACUUCAGGUUCCUGUCGACCAGCGGGCCGAGUGGGUGAAGAAUCACCCCAAGCGGACGACAUCUUUUGACUCCGCCGUUAAGAGCAUACAGAGCGUGGACUCCCGGCCGGGUAGCUCCAACCGUCCCAACAGUGGCGCGAAGCUAUCGAUCAACGCCAGACACACGUUUGAAGUGAUCAUGGGCUACGAUUCCUCAGGUGCCAACACUCUCGGUGCCAUGCAUGCCCUGUCGCCACAAGGCAAAGUUUCCAGCCCCGAGACCGAGCCACUGGCUUCUGGCGCCGUUCAAGACAAUGGUAAGUUGACGUCAAAGACUGGUGAAGUUCUACAACCCUUGGCCAGGACUCCCAUCGCUAAGCCUCCCGUCCUGCCUUCCAAACCUGAUAAAGCUGCCGCUAUUCUCGGCUUGUCAGUUCCAUCGACUCAAACAUCUAGCCUGAAUGCUGUCCCUUCUCUUCUCCGCCCAAGGCAUGUGAGGAAGCCGGUGCCCCCAACAAAGGAAGUGAGAUCCCCACUGCCCCUGGAAUCUGACAUGCCCAAUUUCUCGACGCUCGAAGAGAAGCAGACGACCGGCGAGCCUAAAGGUGCGAUUCAGGUCAGUAUGCAUAACGAACUACACUACAAAUACACGGCCGUUCGGCGCGACUUUCGACUACCGUUCCAGUCUGCAGGAGGCCAAUCUGGGCUCCAGCGCAACCCUGGACGAUUGCGGCCCGCUGAGCGGAAGCAAGCCAACCGGAUCUCUGACAGCUUCCUGCGCGCUGGCCCAGACCUGCAUCAGGCUGCUACCGAGAUCUUCGACGAGGUUCUGAAGAAUCCCCCGAAAUUUGAGUCUGUCAAGGCCAGAGUGUUUGCAAUCGAAAGAGGAUUUGAGGGCUCCCAUCCGUCACCCGGAAGCACCUUUGAUUACUUCGAUCAUAGCCGCUUCCCCAUCCUCGACAUGGCUGCUCAAAACCUCAACAGAGGUGAGUCAAUGCUACGCCAUCCCCUGCCCCUUGGACACACAAGCCGUAACGGCAGCCCAGCAACUAUCGACCGGUCGGUAUUCACCGACUUCGAAUGGCAGCGGUUUUCUCACCAAGAAUAUGUUGAUCCUGCCGUUGAAGACUUCCAACGUAAUCGUCGAAGGCGGAUGAACAAACGCAAGCUGGAUCUUGCCGCCUGGAAGGCUGCUGCUGCUCAAGGUAGGUGUGUGGAAGCGGAGCCCGCUGCAUCACCCCGACGUACGGACCGCGAUGCCAACUUGCUGACUUUGAUCGACUUCGCUGAUGACCAGGACCGCUCUCCGCCACGGAGCCGUGACGGUGGUAGCCAGGACCUCAUUGACUUCUAG